AUGACAGCAGCUGCAUGUUGUGCGUCAAACCCGAUUAUCUAUCAAAUACAAGUAAUCUCAACACGAUCACCAUAUGCACCCAUUUUACCUCGAAGUACUUUAUCAUCAUCUUCUUCGAUUAUUUCAAUAUCAGAGACUCGGAGAUCAAUUAAAUUAAAUAAAACAAUCCAAAAUGAUGUAAAUAAUAACAAUAAUAAUCAUAAUCAUAAUCAUAAUCAUAAUCAUAAUCAAAUAAUAAAACCAACUACUCAAGAAAUAGUCGAUAUAACAAAUGAUGAUGAUGAUGAAAUUGUCGAUAAUAUUGAUGAGGAACAAUUUUUAGCAUGUGUUGGUCUUCGACGUAAAACUAAAAAACUAUCGAAAUGUAUUUCAACAUUACGACCAUUAGCAAAACGAUUAGCAGCUCCUAUUUGUUUACUUCCUUUACCUAAAUAUGGUCAACGUGUACGACAAGCUUUAUAUAUAUUAUUACCAUUCUUAAAAUUUUUAUCAAUUACCCAUGAUAUUGAACUAUUUUGUUCAAUAAAUGAUCAAGCCAAAGAUGAAUGUCUAUUAACACGUUCAGUAACACAGACACGUACAUUUAAAACAAUAAACAAAAAAACAAACAAACGAAAAGUACCGAAGUCAGGUAAUGUACGGGUUAACGAAACCUAUGUAUUAUAUUGUUUGGAUACUACAAAUCAAUGA
Rotaria sp. Silwood1 is the source of this 690-nucleotide messenger RNA. The record is from the annotation of a GenBank genome assembly. Lineage: Eukaryota; Metazoa; Rotifera; Eurotatoria; Philodinida; Philodinidae.